Messenger RNA from Rhopalosiphum maidis (corn leaf aphid), 1883 nucleotides. RefSeq names its product zinc finger protein 37. The transcript is spliced from 4 exons. Bases 264 to 1721 code for a protein of 485 amino acids. Gene Ontology annotation, biological process: regulation of transcription by RNA polymerase II. Lineage: Eukaryota; Metazoa; Arthropoda; Insecta; Hemiptera; Aphididae. The record is from RefSeq and is a predicted model, not a curated record. Gene Ontology annotation, molecular function: RNA polymerase II cis-regulatory region sequence-specific DNA binding; DNA-binding transcription factor activity.
UAACCAUUGUUGAACACAUUAGAAUGUUUGUUCUCAUUCCAUUCUUUUAUGUUUUUGAUUAAUUUAAACAUUUAUUUUGAUAUUUUUUGUACAAUAAUUUCUUCUCUUAUACAUAAUACAAAUGUUACAGUUUUCAUAUACUCCGUUUUAUUGUGAUCUUCAAACUCUAUGUGAUUAUGUGAAUCAAACUUAUUUAUUCUUAUGGUAUACUUAAUUGGUCUAUUUAUAAUUGAAUUAUUAAAACAAAGAGAUCUUAUUAUACCAUGUCUGAAGUAGUUUCAUAUUCACCUGUAAAAAAGGAAUUUGAUGUAUCAUCUGGAAAUAAUAAUGAUAAUUCAAACAAUAAUUUUGAAGAAAAUGGGGACAUUGAAAAUGAUCAAUCAAAUUCUAAUUAUGACACAGUCUCAGACUGUGGAACUUCUGUUCAUAGAUGUGAUAGAUGUGAUAACUAUGAAACUUUAAAUGAAACAAGUCUAAUAUCACACUUAACUACAUGUCAAGGAACGGAAAGUAAUAAUGAGAAUGAUUUACAAACAAAUCGUAAAUUAUUUGAAUGUGAUAUAUGCAACAUGAAAUUUUCAAAUGGUGCUAAUAUGAGAAGACAUAAAAUGAGACACACAGGAGUUAAACCUUAUGAAUGUAAAAUUUGUCAAAAGCGUUUUUUUAGAAAAGAUCAUUUAGCUGAACAUUUUACAACACAUACAAAAUCAUUACCAUUUCAUUGUCCAAUUUGUAAUAGAGGAUUUCAACGUCAAAUUGCAAUGAGAGCACAUUUUCAAAAUGAACAUGUUGGUCAACACGAUAUGGUUAAAUCAUGCCCAUUAUGUAAUUUUAGAGCUAGUUCAAUGAAAAGUUUAAGAGUCCAUUUUUUUAACCGACAUGGAAUUGACCUAGAUAACCCAGGUGUUAAUGUAAUAAAUUCUACUUUAACAAAUCAUAUUGAAUAUAAUAGCGGAAAUGUAAGUACUAGUGGAGCUUGUAGUGAUAGCGGAGAUUCAAUUGGAGGAAGUCGUUCAGAAAGUAAUGCAACACCACCUAUGCAUUUUCUUACACCCCAUGUUGAAAUAUCAAUGACAGAACCCAAUCCUACAGAAUGCUCAUCUUUUUCCUCUUCUCAAGUUAAUGAUAAUACCAUGAAAACUGAAACUAUUCAAAAUUUAAAUAAUGAUGAUGUUUCACAAGAUAAUGAAUGUCCAAACUCUCCACAAUCAACAGAUUCAAACUCCAAUAUGUCUACAUUACCAAUAUUAGCAGGAAAUAGUCGACAAGAAGGUGAAGUAAGUACAAUCACACCAUCUGUUUCUCUCAUUCCUAUAAAACAAGAACAAGGAGAUGAGCAUUUAAGAAAAAAUAGUAUAAAUAAUGUCCAAAAUGGAGAAACUGAGUCUGGACGUUUUCAACCAGCAUCAAGUUUAUCAUCAUUAAUCAAAGUAUCACCUCUAAAAUCAUUGUUGCGUGAUGAAUUUAAACGUAACAUAAAUAUGAAUACCCCUGAAUUAUCUCAGCCUCAUAACACAGAUCCUGGUAUUUGGAGGUAUAUAGCAUUUCAAAAAACAUUACAAUGUUCCUUUUGCGGUAUUACAUUUCCAGACCAAACACUUUACUUUCUUCACAAGGGGUGUCAUUCUGAAACAAACCCAUGGAAAUGCAAUAUUUGUGGAGAACAAUGUAGUAAUGUAUAUGAGUUUAAUUCUCAUUUACUAAGUAAAACGCAUCAAUAAUCUUCAUACAUUAUUUAUUUCCAAACACAAUUUAUUCAUAUCAUCUAUAUUGUAAUGUCUUAGUACUUUAAUUAAUAAUGUAUUUAAUCAGUGAUAACCAAAAUAAAAUAUAUCUUAAAAUAUGCUGCAAUAUUAGCUAUAACACUUAAAAUGUUUUAAUUG